GAGAAACUCCGGCGUGAAGUGGAGGAUCUGAAAACACUCCAGAGUGUGGUGAAGGAGAACCUCAAUCUGCGCUCGAGGCUGGAGAACUCCGUCUCAAACCAUCACCACAACCACCACAACAACACCACGAUGACGGAGAAGAGCCACAUCAGCCCAGGGCGGGCCGCAGACGAUAAACCCGAUGCGGACGGGAGAUGAUCGGUCGUGUCCCUGGUUGCUGCGUGUCCUUGUCGACGAGGAAUGCCUCUGAGAGAAUCCCCCUUCCCUAAUGGCUUCGUCGGGGGCCUUCACGCCCUGGGAUGGGGCCUCGUCUUCCCCUGCUUCUGGUCCCUGGACCGACUCAUUGCUGUGUGCGUGUCCACGACCCUGGAGCGCAGACGGAGACUGGAGGAAGAGUGCUACCUGCACCCUCUCGUCGUCUUCUUCGGGUCGCUGUUCUUCCUCCUCCUGUUCCUCAUCUCGGCGCCUUUCGCUUUCCUGGGCUUCCUGUUGUGGGCGCCGCUUCAGUGCCUGCGUCGUCCCUUCUGUUACAAGCGGCGGGAGGCGACGAUUAAGAUGCAUGACCGUAAUACCGGGUGGGAGGAGUCUGGAAAGCUGACUUUUGGGUUUUUAACCGCUAAUCUGUGCCUCCUGCCAGGCGGCCUGGCGCGCUUUAAUAACCUGGCACACACGCAGAGGCGGGCUCUCGCCAUCGGGCGCAACAUCGUGCAGGGCGUGAGUCGGCCGAAUAUCCGUAUUUUCGUCCACUCUCCGAGUAGCUGCGGACCCUUGAGCUCGUCCUCCAGCCUUCUGAACUCAGGCCCCGCCUCCAACGGCGCCGCCGGUACCCAGGUGACACCAGAACAGGAUGGGGCCGUUCAUAAAAGUUCCCCUGCACUCAGAGAGGAACAGGGCGCAGAUGCCGAGAAAGAAAUCCUCCAGACGUCCACCGGAGGCGCCGUAGCGAGCAACCACACGCACGAACUCCAGGUGAAUGAAAGCCAUGUGAAGCCGCCACGAGCAUUACAGACACCGCUGGAGGUGUCGGCCCUGUUUCCAGCCGAUGUGGACAUCUUGUGCCUGCAGGAAGUGUUCGAUAAAAGGGCGGCGGCCAAGCUGGCUGAGAUCUUGUCUCCACUCUACGGUCACAUCCUGUAUGACGUGGGCACGUACGCCUGCAGCUCCGGCUCCUGCUUCAAGUUCUUCAACAGCGGCUUGCUGGUGGCCAGUCGCUUCCCGGUGUUGGAGGCGCAGUACCGCUGCUUCCCCAAUGGCCGAGGAGAGGACGCGCUCGCCGCUAAAGGCCUGCUCUCUCUGAAGGUACAGACAGGAUUACAGAGAGGACAGGAGAAACUAGUGGGGUUUUUCAGCUGCUCUCAUCUUCACGCUCCAGAAGGUGAAGGAGAGAUCCGGUGCGAGCAGCUGGACAUGAUCCGCCAGUGGAUCUGCGAGUUCCAGACCACCACCAGGCAGCCGGACGAGGCGGUGGUGUUCGACGUGCUCUGUGGAGACUUUAACUUCGACAACUGCUCUCCAGAUGAUGAUCUGGAGCAGAAACACACUGUGUUUAACGACUACACUGAUCCGUGUAGAGCCGCAGCUGGCAGAGAGAAACCCUGGGCUAUAGGCACACUGUUACAGCAGCCGACGUUAUACGAUGAGGACGUGAACACGCCGGAUAACCUGCAGAGGACUCUGGAAAACGAAGAGCUGCGUAAACUCUACCUGGCGCCCCCCGUGCCCCGGGGCGACGCCCCUCUGGUGUACCCUGAACCCGGGGAGCCCUGGGUGGGCCGCCGCAUCGAUUACCUUCUCUACAGAGAGAGCACGCUGACUGAGCGCUGGCAUGCGGACGUGGAGGAGGUUACAUACGUGACUCAGCUGGCUACUUUAACGGAUCACAUCCCCGUGGGCCUCAGACUCAGCGUCACACUCGACUCCUCAGGGCCUUGAGCCGGAACGCACUCACACGCAUGCACACACACACACACACAAUAGAAUAAAAUAAAACCCUAUGCUGUACCAGUGUUUUAUAUAUCAGGAGUUGAAGCCUGACCUGAUCACAGUACAGUUUAUCAGGGUCAGGACGAGUCCUGUCGGGUCUGAUGGAAGACACUCUUACGGUUUGGGGAUCAUAAAUAAUAACUGGAUGGCAUGAAAUGAAAUGUACAUUUUGCACUCCUUCAGCAUGGACUGUAUGUAAAGUCAUCACCUCGUGCAUGGAUCAGAAUCCACUGAGAGGCACCGACAUCACGGCAAUAACCCUCCAUCUCCCCGUCCUCUCCUCCAUCACACUCUCAAAAGACUCGUGUCAUAUAUUUUAAUAAAAACUUUUCAUACGUGG
This is a messenger RNA of Clarias gariepinus (North African catfish), 2323 nucleotides long. It is a transcript of the gene smpd5, whose product is annotated as sphingomyelin phosphodiesterase 5. Gene Ontology annotation, molecular function: sphingomyelin phosphodiesterase activity. Gene Ontology annotation, biological process: sphingomyelin metabolic process. The record is from RefSeq and is a predicted model, not a curated record. NCBI's taxonomy places the organism in Eukaryota, Metazoa, Chordata, Actinopteri, Siluriformes, Clariidae. The transcript has 8 exons. The coding region runs from base 241 to 1932 and encodes 563 amino acids. Gene Ontology annotation, cellular component: cytoplasm; extracellular region.